Anthonomus grandis grandis is the source of this 8330-nucleotide messenger RNA. It is a transcript of the gene Cpes, whose product is annotated as ceramide phosphoethanolamine synthase. The record is from RefSeq and is a predicted model, not a curated record. NCBI's taxonomy places the organism in Eukaryota, Metazoa, Arthropoda, Insecta, Coleoptera, Curculionidae. The transcript is spliced from 3 exons. Bases 506 to 1549 code for a protein of 347 amino acids.
UUUACCUAAGCUUUUGAUUGUCACCGUCAGAUGGAACUGCGAAAUGGCAACUGAAUCUCUCGAUUUGCCUCUUAAGGCUGUCAACUGUCAACAACAAAUAACACAAACAAAAUUUUUAAAUGAUAAUAUUAUUAUAUAAAUAGAAUUUAUUUAUAAUUUUAGAGGGUAAUUGGAAUGCUGUUGAUGGUUUUCAAAUUUAUUUAAAGAUGUGAGGGCAAGAAAAUAUAGAAAACAUGGGACUUCGGGGGGCCAGGUUUGAGACAUAAAAUGAACUUCCAGUAGGCAGCAGCAGGAUGAAUAAUUUACAACUUCAUUUGAGUUUCUGUGAACUAAUAACAUCCAACAGGUCCAGAAACAAAAUCAACCAAGCAUUCAUCCCAAAAGGAAACCAAUAAUUUAAUUACCAUAUAACCUAUUGGAAGAAGAAAGACUGAAGCAGCCCUGUUCACCAUUUUUUCGGCCUAGUUAUGACUCUCUAAGCUAUUAUUAAUAAGCGAGCAAAAAAAUGAUGGGUCCCUCAUCCCAAAUCAGCAAAGUCCUUGUAACCUUAUUAUUUAUCACUCUUUUAUACUAUUCCUACAUGGACUAUAACCUCUAUGUGAGAAUCCAAAACUAUCCUAUAGAAAGCAAUCCCUCUUUAUCGAACACCACCAGUCGAACUCCGUAUAAAGCGGUUACGUGGGUGCCUUGUAACAUUAAUCCCCUCUGUGACGUAACCGUCAAAGCUCUCCUAUUAGAUCAUACAAACUAUUACCUUUUUGCCCCCUUAGUGACCAUCAUGGACAACUUAAUCCACAUAUCAGACAUAAAGUUCCUCACGCCGAACGUCAUAAGUUUUUCGCACGUGUUUAUCGCGAUCAUGAGCGCCAAAUGUAUUUCCAGUGAUAAUUUGGCCUACAGACGUAUGGGGGUGGUAUUAUUCGAGAUUCGCACUUGGAUGGACGACUUGGACGGACACGUGGCGCGCGUGCGUAAACAUAUCAAAGGAGAGCGCUCCGAGGUGGGUACCAGCGGGUACUACAUCGACGGGCUGUGUGACGCUUUGGGGUGUAUCGCACUUAUCUUGGGUAUCGUCGUAUUUUUUAGGAAUAACCCUCCUAGAAGGGGUUACAUGCAAUUACCCACGGAGCAAACCAAAGAUGGAUUAUACUGCGGGAAAGUUGGCAUGAAAAAGGUUUUAAAGAAGUUGGGUUUCUUCGUUUUACAGUUGAUUAUAAGCUCGGCAGCGUGGAACCGUUAUAUAGCGGUUUUUCAGGAUUUACUGGAGAAUGAAACAGUGACCGGAGGGUUGGAAUACGAACGUCAAAAUGAGAUUUUAACCAGUUCAUUUUUUUAUUGUAUAUGCUGGUUGUGGCGGGUGGUUAACAUACACAAUAUGUUGCACUUCUUACUGCUGGCGGUGUUCUGUGAUAAAUUGUGGGAGGUUUUGUCUUAUAUACAGUACUUGGGCUUUGGUAUUUUGUUUACGGUUAUAUGCGUUACCGAGUUGUACUAUAUCGAAGCUAGAAACUUUGUUUUUAGCUGUUUAGAUGACACUAAUAAGGUUUAAUAUCGCCCUUUGGCUUUCUUUUACAUUACUUUGACUUGCGUUUAAAGACAAAAAGUCAUAUUUUAUGGUUUUAAAACUUUAGAGACAAAAGUACCGUCAUCUGGGGUGAAUUCGGACGAUUUUCCGGUAUUUUUCCAAAUAGCAGCUACAUUUAUUUUUUUAAAAAUCUCAAAAAAAUAAAUAAAUUUCUUAUGUCUUUUGUCGAUUCAUUCCACACGAGAAAAAAAUAUAUUCCCAUUUCUUAAUAUAUUUUUUUUAACCUAAAUAGUGUCCGAAUUCACCCUUAUAUGUGGGGUGAGUUUGAACACCUAUUGUUUUUUGCCUAUAUUCGAAUUUUGACAUGCAUUGGGGUGUAGUCGGACACGAAAAUUGAAAAUAAAAAGUUUCCCACGUCUCUAGAUGAAAAAAAGAUAUUUUUUUGGAUAUGAGGAAAACACUAUAGCAUUUGUUCACAUAAUAAAUAAAACAAACUCCUUUGUUAACUGAAAAAAUAUUCUCACAAGAAAUAAAAAAAAAACAUAUUAUUUAAUUAUUAUAAUAAUAUAUUAUUCUAAGUGCUUAUAUUACCCGGAAAUUUAAAUUGGUAUCGGCCCCUUCGUGCGUCUUUUACAGAUCUGAGAACAAGCGUUAGUUGACGUCUUUCAAUGACACUUUCAUCUUUAGUUUGGGGGUAAGUUUAUACUUAUUAUUAUUAUUACUAUUAUUUUAUUAUUAUUAAUCUCCCAUCGUGCUUUCUCAGAAAAUAAACCAUAUAUGUAUCUUGAUCCAAAACUUCCUUGACACAUUGUCUUUAAGUUGGUCAAUUUUACUAUGACAAAGGUGUCAGUUGUUAUAAUUGCGGCUUUUGGAUCCUCAAAAGCACCCUGGACUUCGUUAUUAUUUCCGCUUUGAUUAUUUUCUCCAUCAAGUUCAUUGUCUUUUUUGCUUUCACCAUCAAAUCGUUCAUCGGCUUCAUCCUCAUUUGACAGAUCUAGUUCAUAUCAGAUUCAUCGAUGAUGAAGAGGAGAUCCUUCUGUUUGGAUUUUGUAUAGCUUUUCCGGGAGCCACAUUGAGCUUUUUGCCUCUUCUACGCGUCGGUUCUUCAGUAAAUCGUUUAUCUUGAAGUAAGCCAACGAACGUUUCAGACCAUUCAUUAGGAACAUCAUCCUUUGGAGCGUUUGGAACUGGAAUUUUGUUUAACACUAUCUCCGGAUUCAAGGGAAAGAUUCCACAUGCUCGAAAUCCCGACUUGAUGGUCUGCUGCAUUGUAGGUUCCAUGGCAGUUAAUGUGGUUUUAAAAACUCUGGGAAACUCUGAUUUAGGAAUACAUCCCUUAUUUUGUCAUUUCCAAUCUGUUAAUGCAGCCCGCCAUUUUUUCUUCAAUGGGGGAAAAAAUGCCACGUCUAAGGGUUGAAGAACGUGCGUGGAAUUUGGCGAAAAUAGAACGAAUCUUAUAUUAAAUCUUUCAGAUUCCUCAAGAACAUGUAAAGACACAUGGCUUGACAGAUUGCGCGUAUUAUUAUUUUUGGGCCUUGGAGAUUUUUCAAAUAUGGCAACGCAAUCUUAUCAAACCAAAGGUGAACCAUCCGCUUUUUGUACGGUUGUAGAAAGCGCCUUCUACUCCCCCUUCCACCCACGUGGGAUAUAAAUGUGUAGCUUUAUAAACUGUGUAAGGCGGUAGUAAUUGGCCAGAUGCAGAAAUAGCCAUCAUGAUAGAGAUGCUGCUUUUACUUGAAUCCAUUAUUCUGUCCGCUCGUUUUGAGCCUUUACGACACAACACUUUAACACGACCCGGGUCAUCACUCAUGUUAGUUUCAUCGUAAUUGACGAUGUUCGUAUCUGGCACUCCCUCCAACGUGUCCCUCAAAUUCGAAAAAUAUUCCACAAUAGUUUCUCUAUUCACGUUUGCUCUGACACGUUUAAUGUUUUGUGCGAGUCGCUCAGUUAGACGCUUGUUUCGAUUCAAAAAACAAUAAAACCACUUUGGCCCUGGCAUAUUAUCUCAAAACUUCGCUAUCCUCAUUCCCUUACGAUCCAAAUAGCUCUUGACAACAUGUCGUAUAUCGGAUCGUGUGUGUGCCGAGAGUGCAGUUUGCCCACCUUGUCUUUUCCUGUGCUUAUUUUUUAGCUUAUCGCUGAUGGUUGAUUUCGGAAUCAUAUAGGUUUCUGAAGCAUCACGAAUAGACCUUCUGCCCCGUCGAACAUCCUCUAGGACCCGUUCCAAGGUCUCUGGCGUAUAUUGCGUGCUUGCCAUGAUAUAUCAGGAAAAGUAAUGACUGGCGCUCCUUUUCACAGACUAAGUAAGGAGCUUUUUGGCAAUGUCAUUAAUUAUAAUAGUAAAGAUAAUGUAGUUGUAUGUCUUAACUUGCGUUUUACGCAGGUCACGCUGUCUAGUCUAAAUAAUCUGUUGUUUAUAGGAAAGAGUACUAAUCUUAUCUUGUGUAUUACGUAUAAUUUCAGUCACAGUCGCUUCUACUUUAAGACUCUUAAAUACAUCAAUUCAGUCAUGAGAAAUAAAAACCUAUCUGUGAGAGUCAUCACUAAUGCUUUUGAAGGGCCAUCACAUCGGCUAUCACCGAAAUCACUCUGUGAUAUUUUAUCAUUAUAUAUAUCUACCACUCACUCUGCCUUAAAAAUAGUAUCAAAAACUAUACCUUGUAUGGAUAUAACAUGGAAUAGUGAACCUCUGGAACACAACAAAACUUUUUUAGGCCAAACUCAGUCGGAGUCCAUUUUGCUUUAGCCCUUUUAAAUAUUCAGUCAGACAGAAAUAAAUCUGAUGAACUCUCUUUAUUUUUAGCAUAUGAAGAUAACCCUGUCAUUGUUGUUUUGACCGAACAUUGGCUCAUACAGGGUGAACCUUUUUUUAUAGAAAGUUAUGCUCUCGCAUCCAUCUAUUCCCGUACUCAGUAUAAUCCUGGUGGAACUUUGAUAUUAAUGGAGAAUAAGUUUUUAGAAAGAUAUAACUUUGUUGAUAUAACCAAGUUUGAGUAUCUCCUGGAAGAAAAAACUUUUGAAUUUUGCAUUGUUUAUUCUAAAGAAUUAAAUUUGUACAUUUUAGGCCCUUACAGGUCACCCUCGAGUAAUUUUAGUAGUUUUAUUGAUAAUUUAUAUAACAUUUUAAGCCAAAGAUCGGUAAAUGCAUCACUAAUAUUGACAGGUGACAUUAAUGUACAUUUUUUAGACUGCAAUAACUCUAACAAUCAUUUGUCAAUAGAUAGAGUGCUGAAAUCUUUUAAUUUAAGUUUGCAUGUUGACCAACCUACUCGCAUCACUGCUAAUUCAGCAUCACUUUUAGAUUAUGUUUGCUCUACGCUCUGUGAAACGCAGGUUGCAUGUAGAAUUGUAAAUGCCAGGUUGUUUGAUCAUGAGGCCGUAUUAUGUUCCUUUCUUCUAAGUGAAAAAAAGUGCGGAAGGUUGUUGCACUAGAAAAAAUUUCUGUAAGUUUAAAGAAUGUUGUAAUUCAAUAGACUGGAAUGGUAUCAUACUUAACAACGGUGAUCCUUUUGAGAGUUUCCAUUCAACUUUAGUGGAUGUUUUUGAGUCAACUUUUCCCAUGGUGACAAUUAGGGAAAAAAGGAGAAGACCCUGGUAUAGCAGGGGUCUAUUGGUUUCUGGUAAAAAUCUUCGGUGUUUGCACUCCAUAAGAAAGUUUGCCCUGGACAACUCCAAAUUCAUAUCCUACUUUAAUAGAUAUCGCAAAAUUUACCGCGAUACAGUGAGAUUGGCAAAAAACUUAUACUACUCAAGUAAAAUAAACCAAUCAAGAAAUAAGUCUAGAGAGUCUUGGAAAAUUGUUAAUGACUUACGAGGCGAACGUGGAACCCUACUGUUUCUAAUAGCACGGUGUCGGCCGAAACACUCAAUCAUUUUUUCCAGGGUGUUGCUUUGGGUCUAUCAAUAUUAUUGCCUCAGUCUGUUAGAGAUCCGCGCUCAUACUUACACAACAAUAAGGUGCCUGAAACAUUUUUCUUUAGACCAACAGAUUCUAGUGAAAUAAUGGAAGCUCUAUCCUCAAUGAAAAAUAAGAACUCCUCUGGAUGGGAUGGGCUGUCACUAAAGGUCCUAACAGCGCUACCGCUACCAACCCUUGAUUCUUUGGCUGAGGUGUUAAAUGUUUCACUUUCAAGUGGGUCCUUUCCACAUUUACUCAAAAAUGCCUUGAUUAUACCAUUAUUUAAGGGUGGAAACUAUGAUGACCCAUCAAAUUUCAGACCCAUAGCCCUGCUUCCCACGCUUGGCAAGCUUGUAGAAAGAUUGGUAAAAACUAGGUUGAUGGAAUUUCUGAAACGGCAUAAUGUUCUUAACCAUCAGCAAUUUGGAUUCCGGACGAAACUGGGUACAUCUGAUGCUAUUUUCAAUUUUUUGGAGAGUCUGUACAUGGGGUUGAACGCUGGGGAGAGUGCGGCGGCGGUGUUCUGUGACUUAUCUAAGACGUUUGACUGUGUGAGGCACAGAAUACUGCUGCAGAAGCUAGAAACCUAUGGAUUCAGAGGAGUUGCUCUCGACUGGUUUCGUUCUUACCUAUCUGGAAGAACACAAAGGGUAUUCUUUGACAAUGAUAUGUCAUCCCGUCUGGAUAUGGAUGCUGGUGUACCCCAGGGUUCUGUUCUUGGACCAAUAUUGUUCCUGCUAUAUGUCAAUAUCUCUCAAAUUCCAAUUAGGGGCAAAUUUACUAUCUUUGCGGAUGAUACAACAUUACUUUGGCAUGCCACUGACACCAAGAGAUUAAGGAAUAUCAUUGAUGAAGAUUUAAUUCUUGUAAAGUCAUGGUGUGAAUCUAAUAGAUUAACUUUUAAUAUUUCUAAAACUAAUAUUUUAACUUUUAAAUAUAACCUUGGAACAGUCACUUUGCAAAAUGAAACUUUGCCUUCCUUCUGAAACAUGCAAAUUUUUGGGCCUGACGAUUGAUAAGCAAUUAAAAUUUGAAAAUCAUAUCUCCUCUUUAAUAGGGAAGUUAUCAUCCAACUGUUAUGCUAUUAGAGUAAUAACACAUUCUCUGGUACUUGAUGUGGCCAAAAUUGCCUACCAUGCUCUUAUUGACUCUCAUCUGAGAUACGGUAUUGUGUUUUGGGGUGUGUGCUCUCAGUAUUUAUUCAGCUCUCUAUUUAUUUUGCAAAAAAGAGCCAUACGCUACAUGUGUGCAGCUCCCUUUCGUAGCCCCUGUAGGCCAUUAUUUUUAAAACACUCUGUCCUGACAUUGCCAUGCCUUUUUAUUUUAGAGACUGUCUUAUCCACAAAAAAUAUCGCUAUCAGCUUGGCCCCCCCUCCACGGGUUACAAUCUCCGAACAACCUUCUCUUUACCUUUGCCUAUCCCAAAAAGUGGGCAGGUUUGAUCCUCUUUUGUGUACGGGGGCAGAAGCUUUUUAACCACCUACCCCUUUAUAUAAGGCUAAUAAAUUGUGAAAAACGUUUUAGGAAAAAUAUAAAGAAACUUUUGCUUGCUAAAGCAUUUUAUUCUCUAGACAAGUUUUUAAAUACAUUUUUUUGACAGUGAAGAGUUUUGCGCAGCGUAAUGUGAAUUCUUACUACCCUUUCUUUGGGUGUGUUCUAUAUUCUAUGUAUGUAAGAAUUGUUAAAAUUUUUAUAUUUUUGUAAAAGAUUAUGUUGUCAGCUAUCUUUAAGGUUUUAUAUAAUGCUUUGUUAACAACAGAUGAUGUUACGUAACAAUAAAGCUAUUUUUGACUUUGACUUUUGACUAUAGUUCAUAAACUGGACACCGAGUUUCUUCACAUAUUUACGUCGCAUGGCUGUCCGAAUUCACUCCACCUAGUGACAAAUUUUAAAGUUAGUCCCCUAAACGAAAAAACCAAGGUCAAAAGUCACAAAGUUUUUAUGCUAAAUUGUUGUUUAUAUAAUACUUUUCAACUAUUGUUAAAAAAUACACAUUCAAAUAUUUCCUAAUUCUCCCACCAGAAGUUUCUUUCUAUGGUAUAGAGAAAAGGCAAAACAUAAACAAAUAUUUGAAGUCAUAAAAUGAAUACUCACCUUAAGUUGAAUUGUUUUUACACUGUGAAUACAUGAACUACAUGCAUACUUAGUCGUAUCUAAACGUCGACUGACGUGAAAUUCUAAACAAUGUUACCAACAGGAAUAUUCUUGCGCAGAAACGCAUUAUGUCCGAAUUCACCCCAGAUGACGGUAACUUAGCCUCAACAAUUCCUAUUUAAAUGAAAAUUAAACAUAGAAUUUAGGCUUUAAUUGGAUAAAUGGUCAAGUAAAAUGCAAGUUUUUCACAUUUUUUCCUUUAAUUGCCAACGUUUCGGCCUAUAUUAGGCCUUCUUUGAGGCACUACAAAAUUUACACAGUAAAAACAUUUAUAGACAAGUUGAAACGGUAUUUUAUACAGUGGUCAAAAAAAAAUUAUUAACAAUUAAAAUACACUAAAAACAAAUUAAAUAAGUAGGUACUGCUUUAACUUCUCUAUAAAUGUUUUUUUUAAAUUUUGUAGUGCCCUAAAGAAGGCCUAAUAUUGGCGAAAGGAAAAAAUUUGAAAAGCUUGGAUUUUACUUGACCUUACUAAACCCUUAAAAAUGAAAAAAAUUGAACUGGGUAUAAAACAACACACAAAAUAGAAUUUAAGUUUCUUGCUGUUAAUACUCUGUAAUUUAUGUCAAACCAUUAAGGAUGGGUUCUAAGUCUUAAUUUGAACCAAAAACUUACUUACUUCUCUAGUCCUAAUGCCAGUGGUGUUGUGAAAUUAUUUUUUUGUUUAGCAUUAAAAUUUAUUAGAGAUUAUAAGUAUAAUUUUAUAAAUAUGUUCAUAAUAAGCUUUAUAGUAAAUGUGUUUUUAUUACUAUG